Messenger RNA from Nomascus leucogenys (northern white-cheeked gibbon), 483 nucleotides. RefSeq lists its product as uncharacterized. Bases 1 to 483 code for a protein of 160 amino acids. Lineage: Eukaryota; Metazoa; Chordata; Mammalia; Primates; Hylobatidae. The record is from RefSeq and is a predicted model, not a curated record. The transcript is spliced from 2 exons.
AUGCAAUUAACAAGAAGAAAAUUGUUACAUUUGUGUUCUGCUAAAUUGCAGAGAGAACCAGAGAUAGGGGUUGCAGGCGGAGAAGCCCGGCGCUCGAGCGCUCUACAGCAGGGGGAUCGCGGGAGCUCGGGGACGGCGCGGUCCCCGGAGUCCUCCGCCUCGCGGGCAGGGAGCGCGGCUCUGGGGGCGGCUGGGCGGGGGGCGAGCGUCGGGCAGGGGCCGCCUCGGUGCACUUGGCCGAGCCUUGCGCCCCCGAGCCCGCGGCCCCAGCCCCGCUGCUGGGUCCGCUGGGUCCAGCGGACGGACCGCGGAGGCUCCGGAGUUUGCAGGGCACUCUUCGCCUUCCGAUCGCUCGCGGGGAGUUUGUGCAAACCUUCCGGAGUUGGGAGCACCGCGGGGGAAGCAGCGGCCCCCGGAUCUCGGAGGCGCUCCGGGCGAUCGCGCGUGUGUCUGCUCGUGUGUUUGCGAGCGAGCUGGCUUUAG